This is a messenger RNA of Papaver somniferum (opium poppy), 1029 nucleotides long. RefSeq lists its product as uncharacterized. Bases 263 to 817 code for a protein of 184 amino acids. Lineage: Eukaryota; Viridiplantae; Streptophyta; Magnoliopsida; Ranunculales; Papaveraceae. The transcript is spliced from 3 exons. The record is from RefSeq and is a predicted model, not a curated record.
UGAUUAUCUACGUGUAAACUCGUACCAUGACAUAUGUCAUUCAACAAAGUCUAUAAAAUCUACCACAUUUUGCGUCUUGAUGAUAGGAACACCUUGAAUAUCUCUUGAUUACAAAACCAAGUUUAUCCAGAAAAUCCUUAUCAUUUCUUCACUGCAAUAAUUUCUCCAAAUUCUUGCGUUUUCUUCAUUUUCCGUCUGAAAUUACAGUUCUUUUAGUUAGUGCACACUUGAUAAUAGCUUUGAUUAGUGUUGUUCAUCGAUCAUGGAAGGUCCUUUGCCAAUUACAUCUAUGAAUCAUAUCUCGAUUGUAUGCAGAUCAGUUGAGAAAUCUCUUGAAUUUUAUCAGAAUGUUCUUGGGUUUUAUCCUAUUAGAAGGCCUGGAUCAUUUGAUUUUGAUGGAGCCUGGCUAUUCAAUUAUGGCAUUGGAAUUCAUCUCUUGCAGUCGGAAAACCCAGAAAAUGUGUCAAAGAAAAUGAGCAUAAAUCCCAAAGAUCAGCACAUCUCUUUCCAGUGUGGAAGCAUGGCAAUGGUGGAGAAAAAGCUCAAGGACAUGGGGAUUGACUAUAUUCAGAGGACAGUUGAAGAAGGUGGAGUCUAUGUCGAUCAGUUGUUCUUCCAUGACCCGGACGGUUUUAUGAUCGAAAUCUGUAACUGUGAUAAUCUUCCGGUUAUACCACUCACUGGAGAAGCUCCAGUUCAAAUGCAAGCAUGUUCCAGAAUCAAUAAGUUGAAGAAUAAGAUUCAAAUUCAACAAAAUCAACAACAACAGCAGCAACAAAAACUUAUGGUUCAACAUGUUUCUCCUUUGCAUGUGUAGAAAGGGUAGAAAGUGUCAGUUUGUUGUAGGAUCUAGCUUGAUGACUAGAUUUGCAGGGUUAGUGUACAUGGGGAUUUUCUGGAGGGUCUCUGAAUCUGUUGUUAGUCCUCGAGGACUUUAAGGGAGUCUCUAGGAUAUCCAUGUUAGUCGAUUCAGACUAUUUUCUAAGUUUAUAAAAGCUUGUUUUAUUCCUAGUUAAGAGAUUUUAUCAA